This is a messenger RNA of Staurois parvus, 384 nucleotides long. The record is from the annotation of a GenBank genome assembly. NCBI's taxonomy places the organism in Eukaryota, Metazoa, Chordata, Amphibia, Anura, Ranidae.
CCUGCCAGUGCCCAUCAGUGCCUCAUCAAUGCCACAUAUCAGUGCCUACCAGUGCACAUCAAUGCCACCUAUCAGUGCCAGUCAGUGCCACCUAUCAAUGCCAGUCAGUGCCACCUAUCAGUGCUGCCAGUCAGUGUUGCAUAUCAGUGCCAGUCAGUGCCACCUAUCAGUGCCGCCUAACAGUGCCAGUCAGUGCCACCUAACAGUGCCAGUCAGCACCGCCUCUCAGUGCCAGUCAGUGCUGCCUAUCAGUGCCACCUAUCAGUGCCAUAUAUGAGUGCUGCCUUUCAGUGCCCAUCAGUGAUACCUGUCAAUGCCGAUCAGUGCCACCUAUCAGUGCCCAUCAGUGCAGCCUGUUAGUGCCCAUCACUGCAGCCUCAUUAG